Molecule: messenger RNA, 2339 nt
Organism: Cuscuta europaea
Lineage: Eukaryota; Viridiplantae; Streptophyta; Magnoliopsida; Solanales; Convolvulaceae
Source: the annotation of a GenBank genome assembly
GCGCGCGAAAGCAAAACUUACGUGUUUGGUAAAAAAGUUGGCUGAUAAGCUUGAUAAGGCGAAAAUGAGGUUUGCCAAACACCCUCUUAAAUUCAUCGUAGAAGGUCAACACUUGGAUGUUCAAUAGGCGAAACUCUCGUCCUGUCUCUUUCACAAGCUAAGCUAAGAGACAGUCGCCGAGGGCGGCAAUCAAAUUAAGCUCUAACAGCGCCAAGAAUGACGAUGGCUGGAAAAUGCCAUCAACUUAACCCAUAUAAGUGAAUAAUGAUGAUGGCUGGAAAGCUAGAAGACGCACGCAACAUCCUACCACACACCCAACAAUGGCUUCUGUUGCCCAAAUCAUCGGCACAGACGUAGAAACUUUUGCUCUGAUCUUAUUAACAGCGCCACUCCUUUUCGCCCUGUGGCGGCUGUUUAACGGAAACCCAUUCAAGUCAAUUAACCGGUUACCGCCGGGACCGUUCGGCUUUCCGGUGGUCGGAUACCUGCCCUUCCUCCGCUCAGAUCUUCACCACCAGUUCACAGAUCUCGCCCGAAAGUACGGCCCCGUCUUCAAGCUCCAAGUAGGAAGCCAGCUGUGCAUGGUGGUGAGCUCGCCGUCCGUGGUGAAAGAGAUCCUUCGCGAUCAAGAUGCAAUUUUCGCUAACCGCCACCCGACGGCGGCGGCACUCAUAGCCACGUACGGCGGCCGUGACAUCUCCUUUGCGCCCCUGGGCAAUCACUGGCGAGAAGCCCGGAAGAUUUUUGUCCGGGAGAUGCUGAGCAGCAAGAACAUCAGAGCCUGCCACGGUCACCGGCGAGAAGAGGUCAGAAAAGCGAUCAGAACGCUCAAGUCAAAAUCUGGUCAAGCUGUGAACAUUGGGGAAUUGGUUUCUUUGACUGAAAUUAAAUUAGUGACGAGAAUGAUUAUGGGGAGUACCUUAGGAUGUGAUGAGGAAAAGCAUGAGAAAGUUGUGGAAGUGUUUAGGGAGGUGAUGGGGAGAUUUGUUGCUGCACUUGGGGAACCUAAUAUCUCUGACUUUUUGCCAUGGCUGGAAAGGUUUGACCUGCAGAGAAUUCAGGCAAAGAUGGGGGGUUUAGUUAAGGCUAUCAGAGAUAUUCUUGAACCCAUCAUUGAAGAAGGGGAGAGAAUUGUUUCUGAGAAGUCUCGUAUAGGUUCGAGGAAGGAUGAAGAUGAUGAUGACGAGAAGGAUUUUCUGCAAAUUCUCUUAGAGCUAAAGGCCGGUGAAGCUGGCAAAUCCUUGGACCUUGGUGCAAUCAAGGCCCUGUUGCAGGAUAUAGUAAUAGGGGGGACGGACACAACAGCGACGACGGUGGAGUGGGUCAUGGCAGUGCUUCUUGAAAAUCCAGAAGUCAUGAAACAGGUCCAGAAUGAAGUAGACCAUAUCGUCGGACUGAACUCUACUGUGGAAGAGGUCCAUUUACUGAAGCUCACCUAUUUGGACGCUGUUGUGAAGGAGACUUUACGUCUAUACCCUCCACUCCCACUGCUCGUCCCCAGGUGUUCAACUGCAACUUCACAGGUGGGCGGCUACACAAUCCCAAAGGGUACUAAGGUCUUUCUGAAUACAUAUGCAUUACACAGAGACCCUCAGCUUUGGGACAAUCCGCUGCAGUUCAAGCCUGAAAGGUUCCUCGGUCCGGGUUCGGGAUUAUUGGAUUACACCGGGAAUGAUUAUCGGUUUCUACCGUUUGGGUCGGGAAGGAGAAUUUGUGCUGGGAUUCCCCUGGCUGAGAAAAUGUUGUUGUACAUUUUGGCCUCACUGUUGCAUUCCUUCAACUGGCGGCUUCCUGAAGGUGAAAAGCUGGACUUUUCAGAUGAGUUCGGGAUAGUCACCAAGAAGAAGACUCCAUUAAUUGUUGUCCCAACACCGAGGCUAUCCAACUCUCAGCUUUAUCAUUAGCUUGGAGAAUGUUGUUUGAGGAGCAGCGGUUCCAUUUCUUGAUAUUUGAUUAGAGAUGGCUCGUACAAAGCUAGUAAGGCAACUAAGGUAGAUUGAGUCACAAAUACAUAAAGGGAUGAUCUUCCGAGAAUAAAACUUGAUGUCAAGUGGUAUGCAGCUGAAGAGAAAAUCAAUGAAGAGAAAAAAACUUGAUGUCAAGUGAUGCUUCACGGUGAAUACAAAGAUCAAGUGUGAGAAUCUAGACAUAUGUUUCAACAUGAUAUACUGGCCUAUACUUUUGUAGAUAUAUUUUGUAGCUUAGACAUUUGUAUGAUGUAUAACAGUUUGAUUAUAAGUUUGAUCAUUUGUGACAGUUUAUAACAUGUAUGCAUAAAAAUGACGAUUAGUUUCAUCAUCAACUAUAAUCUAAUAUUGACAAUUCUAUUUUUGUCAUUA